Molecule: messenger RNA, 933 nt
Organism: Rangifer tarandus platyrhynchus (Svalbard reindeer)
Lineage: Eukaryota; Metazoa; Chordata; Mammalia; Artiodactyla; Cervidae
Source: the annotation of a GenBank genome assembly
AUGGUCAGGCCCCCAGUGCCGGGCUGGAGUCAUCUGAAGUCCUCAGGUCUGUCUCUCCUGGCCAAGCAGAUAUGGGGCACCCUCCAUAGCCACUUGCUAAGGCCGGCGCGAUGGUGCUCGCAGGUUCCCUGUGCACAGAGAAGGAGAAAUGACGCUUUGCACCCCAUCUGGAAGGGUCCAGCCUCCGUGCCAGGGGGCACCCGGCAGUCCCCCAUCAACAUCCACUGGAGGGACAGCGUCUAUGAUCCCCAACUGAAGCCCCUAGGGGUCUCUUACAAUGCGGAGGCCUGCCUCUAUGUCUGGAACACCGGCUACCUCUUCCAAGUGGAAUUUGACGACUCCACGGAGGGGUCAGGAAUCAGCGGCGGCCCCUUGGAAAACCACUACAGACUAAAGCAGUUCCACUUCCACUGGGGAGCAGUGAACGAGUGGGGCUCAGAGCACAUGGUGGAUGACCACGCAUACCCGGCAGAGCUGCACUUGGUUCACUGGAACACUGUGAAAUACCAGAACUACACGGACGCCGUGAUGGGAGCAGACGGCUUGGCGGUGGUAGGCGUAUUUUUAAAGCUGGGGGCCCGCCACGAGGCGCUGCAGGAGCUGGUGGCAGUCUUGCCGGACAUAAAGCACAAGGACGCGCGAGCAGCCCUGGGCCCCUUCCAGCCCUCCUGCCUGCUGCCUGCCUGCCAGGACUAUUGGACGUACCCGGGCUCCCUGACCACGCCGCCACUGUCCGAGUCAGUCACCUGGAUCAUCCACAAGAAGCCCAUCGAGGUGGCUCAGGACCAGCUGGCCGCCUUUCGCUCGCUCCUGUUUUCUGUGCCUGGUGAAGAAGAGAAGACAAUGGUGAACAACUACCGCCCACUCCAACCCCUGAUGAACCGGAAGGUCCGUUCAUCCUUCCAGGCCACUCACAAGGGAGCAAGACUCUAA